AUGCAUCCUCACUUGCACACGCAGAAUGCCAUGGCAUGCCAGGAAGUCAUCGCCGCUCUCGAAGAAUGCCAUGCGCAAGGCUUCAUGCACAAGGCCGCAGGCGGCUGCAACGAUGCCAAGAUCCUGGUCGACAAGUGUCUUCGACAGCAGCGCUCCAAAGUACAAGAGGGAAACAGGGCCGCCGCGAAAGCGAAACGAGACCGAAUCAAGGAAGAGCAGCGAGCGCUGGGGCUGUGA
Messenger RNA from Trichoderma reesei QM6a, 237 nucleotides. RefSeq lists its product as uncharacterized. NCBI's taxonomy places the organism in Eukaryota, Fungi, Ascomycota, Sordariomycetes, Hypocreales, Hypocreaceae. The record is from RefSeq and is a predicted model, not a curated record. Bases 1 to 237 code for a protein of 78 amino acids. The transcript is spliced from 2 exons.